AUGCGUCGCUUCUCCACGCGUGCAUUGCUUCACGCAAAGCCACCGCUUCCCUCCGCCAAAUCUCCCCUCCUCCCCCUCCUCUCCGCCCCUCGUUCUGCUUCUGCGCUAGCUCCGAGACCAACUCGCCGUGCCCGAUCGCCCCUCUCCCAGACUUCCAAGCGUUAUUGCUCCUAUCGCAGAAUGUGCAGCUCUCGCCGCGGCGAGGUCUCUGGCUCGACCAAUGUCCAAGGCCGUGAGGUCCUGCCCACCAAUGUCAAGCCGGUGCACUAUGACCUCACUCUUGAGCCGAACUUUGAGAAGUUCACCUACGAGGGAACUGUCUUGAUUGAUCUCCACGUCAACGAGGACACCGACUUCGUUUCCCUCAACUCCAACGAGAUCGAAAUCCACAGCGCCGUCGUUUCUUCCAAAGGCUCGGUCGUCGAAUCCAAGCCCGAAAUAUCCCUCAAUAAGGAUGCCCAGACCGCCACCAUCAGGUUCAGCCAGGCUCUCGCUGCGGGGUCUGAUGCUCAGUUGAAGCUCGCCUUCACCGGUAUUCUGAAUGACAACAUGGCUGGCUUCUACCGCUCCUCGUACAAGGAGAAUGGCGAGACCAAGUAUAUUGCUUCCACCCAGAUGGAGCCUACCGAUGCUCGCCGGGCUUUCCCGUGCUUUGACGAGCCUGCCCUCAAGGCCAAGUUCACUGUUACCCUCGUUGCGGACAAGAGCAUGACCUGUCUGAGCAACAUGGACGUGGCAAGUGAGACUGAUGUGCAGGGAAGUGCGAAGAAGGCUGUCAAGUUCAACACCUCUCCUGAAAUGUCGACUUAUCUCGUUGCUUUUAUUGUCGGACACCUCAACUAUGUCGAGACCAAGAACUUCCGUGUCCCUAUUCGUGUCUAUGCCACCCCAGACCAGGAUAUCGAGCACGGUCGUUUCUCCCUGGAGCUUGCUGCUAAGACCUUGGCUUUCUACGAGAAGGCCUUUGACAGCGAAUUUCCGCUUCCGAAGAUGGACAUGGUGGCGGUGCCCGACUUCAGCGCGGGAGCCAUGGAGAACUGGGGUCUGAUCACCUACCGAAUUGUCGAUGUGCUGUUGGAUGAAAAGACUAGCGGUGCUUCGCGCAAGGAGCGUAUUGCCGAGACCGUCCAGCACGAGCUGGCUCACCAGUGGUUCGGUAACCUGGUGACCAUGGACUUCUGGGAUGGUCUGUGGCUCAACGAGGGUUUCGCGACCUGGAUGUCGUGGUACUCUUGCAACGUUUUCUACCCCGAGUGGAAGGUCUGGCAGACCUAUGUCAUCGACAACCUGCAGGGUGCCCUCUCUCUGGACUCUCUGCGCAGCAGUCACCCUAUCGAGGUGCCUGUCAAGCGUGCCGAUGAGAUCAACCAGAUCUUCGAUGCUAUCUCCUACUCCAAGGGUUCUUCCGUCCUACGGAUGAUCUCCAAGUACUUGGGCGAGGAUGUCUUCCUGCAGGGUGUCCGCAACUACAUUAAGAAGCACGCCUAUGGCAACACCGAGACUGGCGACCUGUGGUCUGCUCUUGCCGAUGCCAGUGGCAAGCCCGUCCAGUCCGUCAUGGAUAUCUGGACCAAGAACGUCGGUUUCCCCGUUAUUGGUGUCACAGAGAACCCCGCUUCCUCGUCCAUUACCUUGAAGCAGAACCGUUUCCUGCGCACUGGCGAUGUGAAGCCCGAGGAGGACAAGGUCCUCUACCCUUGCAUGCUGGGUCUGCGCACCAAGGAUGGUAUCAACGAGGAUACCAUGCUGACCGAGCGUGAGGCAGAGUUCAAGGUUCCCGACCUGGACUUCUUCAAGCUCAACGCUGACCACUCCGGUAUCUACCGUACCUCCUACACCCCCGAGCGCCUCACCAAGCUCGGUAACGCCGCUCGUGAGGGUCUUCUUACCGUCGAGGACCGUGCUGGUAUGAUCGCUGAUUCCGGUGCCCUGGCUGCCUCUGGUUACCAGAAGACCUCGGGCAUGCUCUCGCUGCUCCAGGGUCUAGACACCGAGUCCGAGUUCGUCGUCUGGAACGAGAUUCUCACCCGUAUUGGUACCCUCCGCGCGGCUUGGAUGUUCGAGGACAGUAAGACCAAGGAUGCCCUGAAGGCCUUCCAGCGCUCGCUUGUCUCCUCCAAGGCCCACGAGCUGGGCUGGGAGUUCUCGGAGAAGGAUGACCACAUCCUUCAGCAGUUCAAGGCUCUCAUGUUCGGCUCCGCCGGUAUGGCCGAGGACCCCGUUGUCAUCAAGGCUGCCCAGGAUAUGUUCGCUCGCUUCGCUGCUGGCGACAUAUCCGCCAUCCACCCCAACAUCCGCGGUAGCGUCUUUACUAUCGUGUUGAAGCACGGCGGUGUCAAGGAGUACGAAGUUGUCCUGGACCGCUUUCGCCACGCCCCGACCUCUGAUGAGAAGACCACCGCCCUGCGCUGCCUGGGAUCCGCCCAAGAUCCCGCUCUGAUCAAGCGCACUCUGGAUCUGGCUAUGGGCGACGAGGUCAAGAACCAGGACAUCUACAUGCCCCUGGGUGGCCUCCGUAACCAUGAGGCUGGCAUUGAGGCCCGCUGGGCCUGGCUCAAGGAGAACUGGGAUGCAAUUUACAAACGUCUCCCGCCUUCCCUCGGUAUGCUGGGUACCGUUGUGCAGCUCACUACUUCCAGUUUCUGCACUGAGGCUCAGCUGAAGGACGUCAAUUCGUUCUUUGACUCUAAGGACACCAAGGGCUAUGACCGCGCCGUCGAGCAAAGCCUCGACGCUAUCCGUGCUAAGGUCAACUGGAUCAACCGCGACCGCGACGACGUCGAGGCCUGGCUGAGCAAGAACAGCUACCUCCAGAGCAAGCUGUAG
Molecule: messenger RNA, 2826 nt
Organism: Penicillium argentinense
Lineage: Eukaryota; Fungi; Ascomycota; Eurotiomycetes; Eurotiales; Aspergillaceae
Product: M1 family metallopeptidase
Exons: 3
Coding region: 1-2826 (941 amino acids)
Biological process (GO): peptide catabolic process; proteolysis
Cellular component (GO): cytoplasm
Molecular function (GO): metalloaminopeptidase activity; zinc ion binding; peptide binding
Source: RefSeq, a predicted model, not a curated record